GUCUCUUCUCAGAGUACCGCUUUUAGGUCAACUUUUUAUUGCCCCUCUUGUUUCUCUUUUUCUUCUUCUUCUUCUUCCAGACCCUUUCGUUCUUCUCUCUCUUCUUUAGGUUUUUUUGCUAACUAUGGUUCAUCUCAACACAGGUUUGUUCUUUCUUAAUUCAAAGUUCUUGUCUUUUUUAUAUUUGGUCUUGUUUUUAGGUUGGCCCAUGUGCUAAUAUUGCUUCUUAAGUUGAGGAAUUUUAUGUGUUGUGUUUUGAGUUUGGUGGAAUUUUUACUUGUUUUUGGAUUAUUUGUUUGUAAUGUGUGCACACUAUGUUUGUUGUUUUGUUUUGUUUUGUUUGUUACUAAAGCACGGACACUUCAAAUUGAAGGCACACAUGUGUCUGACACCAACGUGUGUGUCCGACACCGUACAACACAUGUGAUCACAUUCAAUUAUGUCAUUUUCUCAAAUUAUUAACAAUGUUUCUCAAAUUAUUAACAAUGUUAGACGGUGUGACUCGUGAGUGACAAUGUCGCGUCCGGUGUCACUGUCUGCUUCAUAGAUUGUUCUAUUAAUAAUAUUUUUGAAUGAAAUAUCCUGUUCUCUACUAGCUUGGCUGAACUUUUGAUCCCCGCCUCAAAUAUAAGGAAAUAAAAGUCAAACUAAGUAGAUGUUGCUUGGUCGAAUUUCUUUUGCUUAUAUUUGAGACCGGAGUACUCAACAAUGCAUUCGUAAAGAUGAAGUUUGUAAUAGAAGUUUGGUUUUGUUUCUUCUUUCCUGCAUUUUGUGAAACUGUUUCUGAAGUGGGGAGAGGGUGUGAGGAUGGUAUUCAGCUUUGAAGCACAAAUGUGGAUACCAACACUGACACCGAUAAUAAUUUUAGAAAAUAGAAGUGAUUGUAUGUAAUUAUUAGUGUCAGUAUCGUGUCGAUGUAGUACACACCUUCAAUUGGAACUGUAGGGGCUACAUAGGUAUUGAGUAAAUGUGUAUAGAGUUUGAUUUGAUAGUAAAAGUGAACAGGAACUGUGUAGGAAGUUUGUUUGUGGUGUGUUCAGAUAAAAAUCUAUAAAGCUUUUGCUCAUUGUAUUUUUAGGGGUUUUCUCAUAUGGUUGUCUUUCUAACUAUAAAAUCGUAAAUGUUCAGUUUAUGGACUGUUCUGGUGUUGUGAAGGCUUGAACAGUACUUUUUUAUUUUAAACACCGGUAAAUUUUUUGUCACGUGAUUGAAAGGUCACGGAUGCAAGUCCUGGAAAUAGCCUCUUGUGUAAAAAUCAAGGUAAGGUUGCGUACAAUACACCUAUUGGUGGGACCCUUUCCCAGACUUUGUGUAUGCAUGAGCUUUAGUGCACCGGGCUGCCAAAUGCCAAAUACAAAUUUGAGUGAAAAUAAAAAUAAAAACUCAAGGGUUUAUAGAAAUGGUUACCUCGCACGAGGUGUAACCGCUGGAAUUUUACAUCGCUUAAUGAUUUCUAGUAGCUUGAUGUUUAUGUUAAAGUUUGAUUUUAAAUUUGUUAGUUUGCUUAACUUUUAUCCAUUGUUUUAAAAAUGAAUAUUAACAAUUCAACAUUGAAUAUCUAGAAGCAAGUCAUAAGGUUUAAACCAUGAAGUGGUAUGUAAAUGACUUUACUGAAAUUCUUCUAUAGUCUUCUUCUUCCUCCUUUUCUUCUGUAAAUUUUGUUAUUUAUAUUGGAAAUCAAUAUUUUGUAUUACUCAUGAAAAAGCGUGCAUGUUAAAAUUGGUUUGCAUUGGAUGUUGACUUUUUGCUGUGUACAAGUCCUUGUUUCUCGUUAAAAGGUUGAGACUGGAGUAAUUAAAAAGAACUUCACAUAUACUAAUGAAGUAUUUAUAUUUUAAUUGGUUUCAUAGAUGCUAAGAAGCCCAAAGAAAAAAUUAUAAAAUACCCAGCUAGGAACAUCAAAUUAUUCUGAGCCUGAGAGUAAUCAUAUGCAAAUGUUGGUCGUUGAAUACAGUGUCACUAAUGAUAUAUUUGAUAGUGGAAAUGUUAUAAUUUAUUAUUAUUCAUGACAUUUUAGAAGUGAAAAUAUGUAUAGAAGGGGUUUUUUCUUUAGCUGGUGUUUCACGCAUGGUUGCAUAGCCUUGUUUGCCUGAGUUGUUUGUUAUUAUACUGCGUCGUCUUCAGCGGGCUAUGAAAAUUAAAAUAUACUAUUUCGAUCUAUUGAUUGGUAGCUUUGUAUUUAUUUUUUUUGCAUGAUAUGCGCAGACAUCGCAAUUUGUCUGGUAGCUUUCUUCAAUUUAGAGAAGGUUCAUACUGUCCAAAGCGAAUAUCUUUUGGGUUGAAAAAAUGCAAUGACAUGGAGUAUCAUCGUAAUUCUCCAGUACAUAUUUCAGUUAUGAAAUUUUCAACUGCAUCAUUUAGCACGUUGAAGUUACAGAUUAUCCAAAACACCUCGUAGAAAGUUAUCUGGUGAUAGAACCGGAUGGGCUGAGGCUGGGCAUAAAUUGACUCAGAUAAAAAUGGAAAUGCAUGAUCUGGACAAACGUAGUUUGUAUCCAUCCAAUACAAAUACAAUUGCUUCUUCUAUUGCUCAGAAACCAGCUAUUACUCAAAACGAAGGGCGCAAUCUUAUGCUGCAUGAUCUAUGUGAACCUGCCUCAUCUUCUGUUCAACAUUCUAUGUUAAACAACUCAAUGUUAUUGAUAGACACUGAAAGAGUUGGUACCGAGUCAAAUGUAUCUUCAUUAAAGACCGGUGAAGAGAAAAUUCAUGGCGUUGAUGGCACUGAGUCAAAUGUGUCUUCAUUAAAGACCAGUGAAGAGAAAAUUGACAAUGUUGAUGGCAAUCACAGUUUGGAUGCUACUGCAAAAGACGCAACUAAGGCAAAACUUACUGUUAGAAUGAUACGCAGUGAUGAACAAUCAAAACUUCGGGAAAGGCUCUGUAGUAUCUAUGAAGACAUACUGGUUGUUAAUAAUAUUUCUCAUGCAGAGCAAGUAGCUAAGAUGCUUACAGUAAAUUACAGGCAUCUUAUUCAUGCAUGUGAUACCGAGGUAUCCAAGAUAGAUGUCAAACAAGAAACGCCUAUAGAUCAUGGGGAGAUAAUAUGCUUCAGUAUUUAUUCGGGUCCAGAAGCUGAUUUUGGAGGUGGGAAAUCAUGUAUCUGGGUGGAUGUUCUUGACGGUGGAGGCAAAGAGAUAUUGAAUAAGUUUGCCGAUUUUUUUCAAGAUCCAUCGAUAAAAAAGGUUUGGCAUAACUAUAGCUUUGAUUGUCAUGUUAUACAAAAUUAUGGAUUUAAGGUUUCUGGAUUUCAUGCUGAUACAAUGCACAUGGCACGACUGUGGGAUUCAUCAAGACGUUUGGUUGGUGGUUAUUCUCUUGAAGCACUUAGUGGCGACAAAGAAGUCAUGUCUAGGGGUAAUCUGAACCAUGAAACGGAUUUGAUUGGUAAGGUGUCGAUGACAACCAUAUUUGGUCAGAGAAAGGAGAAGAAAGAUGGAUCUAUGGGUAAAAUCGUUACCAUUGAGCCUGUUGAAGUACUGCAAAGAGAAGAGCAUAUACCUUGGAUAUGUUACUCUGCUUUAGAUGCCAGAAGCACUCUGAAGCUUUAUGAGAGCCUAAAAAGUCAUCUGUCAGAUUUACCUUGGAAAAUUGAUGGAGAACUUUUACGCGAAAACAUGUUUGAUUUUUACGAGAUAUAUUUGCAGCCAUUUGGUGAACUUCUUGUCAAAAUGGAAUGUGAGGGUAUGCUAGUUGAUCGGUUAUAUCUUCAAGAAAUAGAAAAGGUGGCCAAAGCAGAGCAACAGGCAGCUCUUAAUAGAUUCCGAAAAUGGGCAUCUAGGUAUUGUCCUGAUGCCAAGUAUAUGAAUGUUGGAAGCGAUACACAGUUGCGUGUACUGCUUUUUGGUGGCACUGUGAACAGAGAAAACCACAAUGAGGCAAUUCCAACGGAGCGGAUUUUCAAAGUUCCGAAUGUUGAUAAAGUGAUUGAAAAAGGAAAAAAGAUUCCCUCAAAAUUACGUGAUAUUAAGUUGAAUAGCAUUGGAUGUAACCUGAAUGUUGACAUUUACACACCUAGUGGCUGGCCCUCAUGUAGUGGUCCCGCUUUAAAGGCGCUGGCUGGCAAAGUUUCUGCUGAGUAUGACUUUGAUCUUGAGGAUGAAGAUGGUAAUCCUUCUCAAAGGGAAGAUGAGCCUUUAGAAAUAGAUAAUUCUGCUUAUGGAACAGCCUAUUUUGCUUUUCCAACAGAGGAAGAAGGGAGAGAAGCUUGUCAUGCAAUUGCUGCUUUAUGUGAAAUCUGCUCAAUUGACUCUUUGAUCUCUAAUUUUAUCCUUCCCCUGCAGGGACAUAAUAUAUCGGGGAAGGAUCAGCGUGUUCAUUGUUCCAUAAAUAUCAACACAGAGACUGGACGCUUGUCGGCAAGACGACCAAAUCUACAGAAUCAACCAGCUUUGGAAAAGGACCGAUACAAAAUCCGUCAAGCAUUCGUAGCUGCUCCUGGAAAUUCUCUUAUAGUUGCGGAUUAUGGGCAGUUGGAGCUCAGGAUACUUGCACAUCUUACUGAUUGUAAGAGCAUGUUGGAAGCCUUUGAAGCUGGUGGAGAUUUCCACUCCAGAACUGCAAUGAAUAUGUACCCAUAUAUUCGUGAAGCAGUUGAAAAAAAGGAAGUUCUUCUUGAAUGGCAUCCUCAACCUGGUGAAGACAAACCCCCUGUUCCUCUCCUCAAGGAUGCCUUUGCUUCUGAAAGAAGAAAAGCCAAAAUGCUUAACUUCUCAAUUGCAUAUGGAAAGACUCCACAAGGUCUUUCUAAGGAUUGGAAGGUUUCUGUGAAAGAAGCUAAGAACACAGUUGACCUCUGGUACAAUGAUAGAAAAGAAGUUUUGAAAUGGCAACAGAAACGUAAAAAAGAAGCUUUUGAAUUUGGGUGUGUUUAUACGUUGCUAGGACGAGCCCGGCGAUUCCCCGAGAUAUUCCUAGGUCGUCGUAACUACUACAAAGGUCACAUUGAGCGUGCUGCUAUUAAUACCCCAGUGCAGGGAAGUGCAGCUGAUGUUGCCAUGCUUGCCAUGUUAGAAAUAUCCAAAAAUAAACAGUUGAAGGAGCUUGGAUGGAAGUUACUUCUUCAGGUUCAUGAUGAAGUCAUAUUGGAAGGACCAACAAAGUCAGCUGAGGUUGCAAAGAAUAUAGUUAUUGACUGCAUGUCAAAACCCUUCAAUGGCCAAAAUAUUCUUAAAGUUGGUCUCACUGUGGAUGCCAAGUGUGCACAAAACUGGUAUGCCGCAAAAUAAACAUCAAAUCAAAACUGUUGUGCCGCGGUUUGGUGGGGUAGUUUUGCACCCUUGGCUUUAAUACGAAGGUCAUGGAUGAACUUGGUUGCAUACAAAACUGUAUUGUUUCUCUGGUGACUAUAAUCAAAAGAGGUUGUGAUGCAACUUGGGGUGCCUUCUAUUUUUGCAUGGAAAAAGUAAUGUCCUUUUGGUCUCAUGUUAUCCUCUUUCAUUUUUAGAGAGGUUAUGGAAAUGGUUUCAUUGUGAAUUUUGUGUAUAGAAUUUUUAAUUAUGAAGCAGAAGGCCAAAAUCAAUGGUGUCCAAUGAAGCACCGAUACCAAUAUGGACACCGGACACGUCAUUGGCACGUCGACACGGGUGAUAAUUUCAAAAAGUAAUUAAUUAAAUGCCGUUGCACGUGUCAUUGUUGUGUCGUUACUAAAAAUUAGUAUCAGCGUUUGUUAGCUCUACUCUGUUUUUUUCUUCGUGUUUUUAUUUUACAAGCUCAUAGUAUGUUUUGUCUUGUAUAAUGUACCAAUGUGGCUCUAUGCUUUGUGCAACUAUGUAUUAUUUUGUAUAGUUGUAUAUAAAACGAAAAUUUCAAAUUCCAUCUCAUUUGCCAAUGUUCAUGACUGGUUGCAAACUCA
This is a messenger RNA of Medicago truncatula (barrel medic), 5854 nucleotides long. RefSeq names its product DNA polymerase I A, chloroplastic/mitochondrial. The record is from RefSeq and is a predicted model, not a curated record. The transcript has 12 exons. Gene Ontology annotation, biological process: double-strand break repair; DNA-templated DNA replication. Gene Ontology annotation, molecular function: 3'-5' exonuclease activity; DNA binding; DNA-directed DNA polymerase activity. NCBI's taxonomy places the organism in Eukaryota, Viridiplantae, Streptophyta, Magnoliopsida, Fabales, Fabaceae. The coding region runs from base 2460 to 5228 and encodes 922 amino acids.